AAAAAUAAGAAAACAAUAUGGUUUCCAUCAACAAAAUUUGGCGAACUUAUAUCCGGCAUGAAUAUUAUUCAAACUCUUAAUAAUUUCAAUCAGAUCGUCAAAUUGUUAAAUGAAAAUAAGCAACUUACAAAAUAUACAAAAUAAUAUAUCUGAUCUUGUAGCAAAAAUUGAAUAUCUGUAUAUAAGUUCUUGGGAAAACAAACAUCAAUUAUAUGCUGUUGAUAGCGAUUGCUACCGAUAAUUUUUAGAUCGAAUUAAUUAAUGGAACUUGUGGCACUAUUCCUUGGAUAAUAGCACUCGUAUUUAGUGUGUCCUUCUUCGCUAUGUGAAAAUUCUACAGGUUAUUUUCAAAAUGAGUGCUAAAGAUUCUAACGAGUUUAAUGUGCUCCAGUUCGAAAAGAAAUUGACUGCAUUGAAGGAUUCUCAAGAAAGCAUUAACAAUUGUUGUCAGUGGUGCUUAAGUAAUAGACAACAUCAUAAGAAGAUUGUUAAUUCAUGGCUUAAUGUAUUGAAAAGGGUCAAAGUUGAACAUAGACUUAUUUUAUUCUAUUUGGCUAAUGAUGUUAUACAAUACUCAAAAAGGAAAAAAUAUGAAUAUGUGGAAAGUUGGGGAACUGCCUUACAAAAAGCUACGACUUUGGUUAGAGAUGAAAAGGUGAAACAAAAGAUUCUUAGAAUUUUCAAGAUAUGGGAAGAUCGAAACAUUUAUAAUGAAGAAUUCAUAGCAGAUUUGUGUGGACUCAUAAGUGUGACCCCUACUGCUCCCAAAAAUGAUGAACCACAUGAGUUCCAAUCAUCUUAUGUUAUUAACAAAAUUAGGGUUUGUACCAAUUUGGAGAAUGAUACAGACGUAAAACUGAAGAAACUGAACGAACUUCAUCCCAAAAUUCUUGAGACUGAAUCUUACUAUACUUCUCUCAAAGAUCGUGCCCAUUUGGAUGAUGCAGAAAAGGAUUUAGAUUGUUAUGUUAGUUCUAUGGAAGAUUAUAUAAAUGCCCUCAAAGUUGAAAUCAAAAAUAGAAUUAAUUUGAUAUCCGUAUUGAAGCAAGCUGAAGGUCAAUUGGAUACUGAUAGAAAAGACGUUAAAGUUGUAGCUAAUGCAUACAAAGCUUAUGGUACAAGAGUUAAAACAUUUCAAAAGAAAUUAGAAGAACAUAAGGCAACUCUUGCAAGUCCCAUUCCAUCUCCCGAUGUAAAUGCACCUUCUCCCACUUCGGAUACAGAUAUUGAGUUGCCUGAUCCACAAACAUCUGCACCUCAAGAAACGCAUCAAGUAGAACCAGCUAAAACAGAGGCAUCUUCAGCCGAAGAAAUGACUGAGAACAUCACAAAUGAAUUGAUUUCGUCUGAAUUAAAAAUUGGGGAGCAGACAUCUUCGUCACAUGCUUCAGAAAUAGAUUUAAUGAAUAUUCAAAUCACAAAUGCAAACUAUUACAACCCAGUGCCAGCUCCUGUAACAGAAACCACUGCUCCAUUUUUGGCCAACGGUUUCACUAGUUUUAUUGGAUCCAAUUUACCCUUUAAUGUACAAAAUUUCAAUUCGUCAGACUUAUUCAGUACAAAUUCUACUAGUACAGCACCGCAAACAACAAAUUCAAAUUUCGGUAGCCUUCCUUCCGUAAUUCCUUCAUUGAGUCAAACAAUUCCUGAGAUCUUGCAACCCCCAUUACCCCCAAAGACUGAGCCCUUCUCUUAUCCCUCGAAUACACACUCGAUACCACUGUUACCGCCGCCGAUGCCACCAUUUGGAGCUAAGGAGGAUACGAAUUUUACCAACGGUGGAAAUUACGAAACCAGAUACGAUAACGAGACUGUUUCAGAUUAUGGUCCGCCAUCUUUCAAUGCCAACACAUCCUAUGGGGCCGAGGCCAACUAUCCCCCUGCGUACAGUAACACACCGGCAGACUCGAGCUACGACCCAAUAACGACUUUGUUCUCCAACGAACCAACUUUCGAAACCCCCAUCGGUGCCAAUCCGUACCCUCCCAGUGAAGAAUACAACCCGGAGGAGGAUAUUCAGACGUGGGACGGUGAUCUGAGUUGGGCUCCACCGCCUUUGGACAACACAGAUACGCCGGAAAGCCCGCCCCCGUUCGAAAAAGAGGCCUUUGGAGAUCCUAUAGAAUACCACGAUAACAUAGCGAGUAGUGGGGCGGCUGACGUUGACCAUAGGGUGUUGCCUUCUAAUCUUAUGGAUACUGGUAAAAUGCCUGGGAGAAACCAGGACGUUGAUCACAGGAAUUUGAUUAGUUUGAUAGGAUCCCCUGCCACUGAUUCGAAUUCAAAUCAAUUAUGUAACAGUGAGGGUUGGUCAGGAGGUGAUCAGGAUUACCGACAAUCAGGCGAUAAAGAUUAUAGAUUGCCAUUCGAUAUUGGAGAACAGUUAAAACUACCACCGCCACCUCCGCCGCCAAAUCCACAUGCUUGUCCGAUACCAGUAGUUUCAGGCAUGAAUCAUAGCAAAAAACUUGGUUUAUCAUUUCCACAAGAUAAUGUAGAAAGUAUUGAUAUGGAACUCAGCGAUGAGGAAGCUCAAGAGGGAAAGGAUCAUUCUAAUCAUAAUCCGCAUAGAGAAAACUUGCGUGUUGUAAUUGACGGAAUCAUAGGUUCAAACAGCAAUUCACAGUCGUUGAAAUCACCAAUAGAUUUGAACUCACGAUCAAACAGUCAAGACGGUAUGACCUCCUUUGCUUCAAAUAAAUCCGAUUUGCCAUUAAUGCUUGAGCCUCCCCCACCUUUACCCGAACUUCCUGAUGAUGCGGAAGAAAAUUUGUUGCUAGAUCAGAUGAACAAUGACAUAAACGAUUUUCUUCUGAAUCCAGAAGAUUUAGAAGAGAAUUUAUCAGAACCUUUCUGGAAUUCUGAUUCUGGAAAUCUUCAACCUCCCCCAAUGUUUCAACAUAUGAAUUCAAUACCCCCUCCCCCUAUGGCACCACCUAUGAAUUGGAUGGGAGAUCACCCAUCAAGUUUUCAGCCAUCUUAUAAUAAUGGCCCCUAUCAGGGGGGUAAAAACUUCAAGAGGAAUAAGUUCAUGAAUAAUAGAGGUACGCCAAGAGGAAGGGGAGGUUUCAUGGGUAACUUCAAUGACAACUAUUCCAAUCGAGGGAGUGGAAACAACUUUAGAGGACGUGGCAGAGGAAAUGCUAGAUUUCCAUGGGGCAACAACUUUAGAGGCAAUAGAGGUCAUAGAGGGGGAUAUUGAAUCACCUUAUUGUACAGAAAAUUCUGAAAAGGUAAGAGCCACAUCUGUAUGGAAAAAGGAGAGACACCAUUAUAAUAAUUGUUCAAAAACAAUCUUUCUAAAUUUUAGAAGGAACUGAAGUUUUUGUUUUGUCUCUAUGAGAAUAUUCACAGAUUUGCAGAUUGUACAUAUUAGUUGUAAAGUUGAUAAUUUUUUUCUCUAUAGAAUAUAGAUCUCUAUCAUUUCAAAAGAAUUUUAAAUUUCAAUAAUGGUUGCUAAUAUUUUUCAGGAUAUUUGGUAUUUAUAUAAUAGAGCAGUUGGUAUUUCAUAAACUUUGUUUGAAUCGUUAAUUAUAAAGUUUGUAUCCAAUUAUUUCCCUUAUUCAUUCCUAUCACCUAAUGAAUUUACACUCAUCCAUAUAACUACGAUGGGAGCUACAUUUGUAUUCCUUUUUGUAUUAAUUUUAUAAUCUCAUAAUAGGUAACAAUAGGGAGAAUGCGCCUUUUAUCUCCUCAUCGUGAUUAAUUGAAUUCAGAAAUGAACCAUUUAGAUACAUAGAAAAUGUAUACCGCAUAGUGUAUUAUGCUUCUCAAUGUAAAAUAUUGUUCAAAAUAAAUUAUGUUGUUUGGGUUCUUAUGUACAAUUUUGAAUAUAUAUCAUUUAGGAGUUUUCAUAACUGCUGGCUGAAGAAAUAUGA
This is a messenger RNA of Coccinella septempunctata (seven-spotted ladybird), 3878 nucleotides long. Its product is annotated as regulation of nuclear pre-mRNA domain-containing protein 2. Gene Ontology annotation, biological process: mRNA 3'-end processing. Gene Ontology annotation, molecular function: RNA polymerase II complex binding. Gene Ontology annotation, cellular component: RNA polymerase II, holoenzyme. The transcript has 11 exons. The record is from RefSeq and is a predicted model, not a curated record. Lineage: Eukaryota; Metazoa; Arthropoda; Insecta; Coleoptera; Coccinellidae. Bases 353 to 3202 code for a protein of 949 amino acids.